GUGCGAGCAGUAACGUAAAGUACGAUUGCAUCGGCGUGGUGGCGCGACGGAACGCGAGGCCAAAUUUCUCCUACAUUUACAUUGAAAAUUUGACAGUGGCAUUUUUUAUGUCGAAUCUAGAUAAAAGGUCGAAAUAUUCCAAGAAAUUAUCUAUCGUGAUGCCUAUAAUUAAAAGCAUGUUCGAACGAUUCGUUGAUAAUAAUGAGACGACGGGAUCGACCGGGGUCACCAAUCAAAGAGAAUCGCCGAGUAAUCUGUGCGAGCAGUAGUAUGAGGCUGUACUUUGUCAUGGUCAAGAAGGUGUUGGAUUAAUUUCGUCAAGUGGAAAUAUCCUAAUUAUAUUGUCGUCGAGGAAAAUAGUAUUCGCAGUAUUUUGGAUCAGGGUAGAAAUCACGUGAGUAUUAAUUAACACAAAAUAAUUACCAAAAUAUCAAUGGGGAAUUAUUACAUUUGUCAGAUAACAAUUUAGGAUAUCUUUUUCUUUUCUUUCUUUUCUUCUUCCAUAGGGUAUAUAUACUUUGCUAGUUCAAGGUCGAUCGAUAGCCGAAGGUACGAGAAGUCAUCUGUUACAUCUGACAUCGAAAAAGAAAUUCUUGAGAUUAACUUUGACAACAAAAUGGGGUCUCUAUGUUUGGAAAGAUAACGAACAAUUUUCUGUGGACAAUCAUCUCUUAAAUUCACCAUGUUCAUUCCGAGGCAGGCCUCUCACCGAAUCCAAUAUACAGGUUUUGAUAAAGAGAUUGCUUAAUGGGGUACUCGAAUGAGAUCAUUCAAGUAAUUACAUAUAUGAGUAUGUGCAUAUGUAUAUACAUACGUGCGUGCGCGCGCAGGGCGUGUGUAUAUGCAUAUAUAUGUAUGUGUAGAUGCUGACACGUUUGAAACUGCGUGCAAACGCACAGAAAUGUAAUCUUGACCUUUUUUAUCACAGAAAAUACUCAGAUUACGUGAGUGAUGUAACAUCAAAAUUUCUCCCGGCCGGUCGAUCUCCAUGGCAGAUAAAUGUGAUAAAUUGUUUCUUUCGUGGUGAGGAGUAUCAAAUUUGUUUGAUUCGGGUUCAUCAUUUGCUACUUCGUUUGGAACAUCUAUCCCUUGCUGAUUUCCUACCUUUGAAAUAUUCAACCGAAAAUUGGGCUUGCGAAGAAAGUGAUUCACCAUUCACGAAUCUUUAUGUUGAACCUUCGGCAUUACCUCGUCUUCAUCAGAAGCUUACAGAAAACUUCAGUAAUUAUUGGAACGAGUUUCUUUGCAAUAAUGAUCCUAUUGAACGACCUGAAAUAAUGAAGAAACGAAUAGGAGUCUUUCAGUGCGUUAAAAUUGCUGUGAUUGUUUUGGUAGCCACUUCAAAGGAAUUGACUAGACAAUACAGAAAAUCCGAAGGCCUCAGAUUCUUUGAUUUCUUCAUUAUACUUCAAAGAGAAGUUAAUAAAAGAAAUUUUGGAGUCUUCAUAAUAUUUUAUGCCGUUCUAAGAACUCUUCAUCCAAUUGAUACCAUCUAUGCAAUCUUAGCCUGGUCAUGGUAUCUACUUAUUAUACUAACUUUGAAGACACCUAUAUUGAUUUUUCGAGAAUUUCAAGCCCUGCAAUCGAAGUACAAACAUUUUUAUCCGGAUACUUUGAUUUCGAUGAUCUGGUGUUAUCUGCCAUUGAUAAUCCAAGCAACGAUCGAAGUCUUCUCCAUUAUGUGGAUCGCAAUAGGAGCUCCGAAGUUGAUAUUGGAGGAGCUUUUCUUGAAACAUCCUCAAGCAAAUCGAUUGCAAACGAUAUCACCUUGUGGUAGAAAAGUCGUGGCUUGGUCCGAAGAGGUCAGUUUGGAUGUAUUAAAAAAGAUUUCCAGUGUGACAGGAGCUACAGACGCUGAAAUCCUUUUAACAGCUAUCGUCGACUCUCUAAAGGAAUAUUUUAGACAUUCUGGCGUUAGAAUUCCGGAUGACGUUUUAACUACAGCAAAAUUCGUCAAUCAAAAAGCUAUUUUCUUGCAUAAUCAUGAAACUAGAGGUAUUGUCUGUUUGGCUUUACCAACGAGAACUCCACUUUUCGAAGACGAUCUACUCGAGAUUCUUCAGGUGAUACAAAGAAAUGUACAAGAAACUAGAGCAAAGCAGAGUGCCAUUUAUGCCAUCACAGCAACCGAAACAUCACGUGGUCUGAUUUCUUCAAUUUUUCCUUCGAUACUUCUCAAAUUGAUACUCAAUCAAUUAUCGAGAAGAUAUUCAUUGUCUCUAACUCAUGUUGAUGGCGAUCUACAACUAGAAGGUGUAGAUGCUGCAGUUUACUGGAGACCACCUCAAGGAAACUGCAGUAAAUUAUUUUUAUUUAUUUCUUUGUUUUUUUAUAUGACUUUCUCAAUGAUUUUCUUUGAAAAUUAUCAUAAGUAUAAUCCAAUCAAUUCCUUUUUCUUCGUAGAUAUGUCGAUAACUCUGCACAGGUACGGUAAUGGAGUGCGCUUAGGUGUUAUGGGAGAUGCCCUGAUUGGUCCACAGCAUUCGAUUAUAACCAGGACAUUCCCAAAAAGUCUACAAAAUCUUUCCGCGAUCGUUGGUGUUCCAAAAACUCCAGUGCUAGAACAUCAGAGCCGUAGUCCAAGUCCACAUUCAGCUAGUCCAACUACAUCACCUGGAUAUUGAUAGAAUUAUUAUAUGUCCUAACUUUUGGAUCUCCAGGACAACGAAACGUUUCUUGUCGUUCAUUUUGAAACAUUUAGAAGAAUAUAUUUUUCAUUCCAGGAUUUUUUUUCGUUUAGAAUUAAGACAAAGAAAACGAGAAAGAUGUCUUAUCAUAUGUGCACAUACCCACACGCAAAUCAUAUAUAUAUAUAUAUAUAUAUAUAUAUAUAUAUAUAUAUAAAUCAUAAACACAAUAUAUAUAAUACAUACACACACGUGUGAUUGAUUUGUAAGUCCAACAAAGACUUGACGUCAAAGUGAAAUCCUACUGAAAGGAGCUGACCCAAAUCUCGGCUAACUUAUCGAUUUCUUGCCUUCCACGUUAUUUAUUCUUCCGUCCUUCGAGUGUGUAUCAAUCAACAUACAGGGAAAGUAUCUGUGUGAACAAUAUUAUUUCGUGUUACGUACAUACUUAACAUGUAACAUUUGACUUUUAUGGAACAUGAUAUUUAUAAUGUACAGAUUAUACGUUGGAAAAAUUUUUUGAUGUUAUUUAUAAUGAUAUAUAAGAGAUGUAAGAAGAAAGUAAAUUUACUUAUUUCUCUUGAAUUAAUCUUUAUAAACAAGAUAAAUGAAUAUUACUCGAGAAAUGAAGAUCAAUUGAACGACACUCAAUAAUUUUUUAUUGGACGGCUUUUCUUUUCUUCAGUAUUUUUCUCUUUACACAAUUUGAGACUUAAUAAAGAUUAUUUGAUUUUUUUAUAUAUAAAUGAAAACAUUAUAAGUUGUAAUUUGAUUAUUCUCAACGCGUUUAUUACGGUAUUAAGAACAAAAACAUACAUUUGAAUGUUAUGUUUGUUUUGUCUCUUAAAGAUAAGAUAUACUCAUGAAGAGUGUAUAUCUUAUUGUCAGUCAACGUGCGCAUAAAUUUUGUCGAAAAUUCUUCUGCAUAUAUAUUGUAGAAAAUUUGAACUUUUGAUUGUUAGGAGAUGAGUUAGGGCAAAACAAAAAGAUCUUAUUAAUCACGAAAUCAGCUUUAAUCAGUUUGAAAUGCAAAUUGUUCUUUACAUUUGAACUGUAUUAUUUCUAAUUAAAUUGAAUAAAAUAAUCUUUCUAAAACUAA
Vespa velutina is the source of this 3726-nucleotide messenger RNA. RefSeq lists its product as uncharacterized. Gene Ontology annotation, biological process: triglyceride biosynthetic process. NCBI's taxonomy places the organism in Eukaryota, Metazoa, Arthropoda, Insecta, Hymenoptera, Vespidae. Gene Ontology annotation, cellular component: plasma membrane. The record is from RefSeq and is a predicted model, not a curated record. Gene Ontology annotation, molecular function: long-chain-alcohol O-fatty-acyltransferase activity; diacylglycerol O-acyltransferase activity. The transcript is spliced from 6 exons. The coding region runs from base 864 to 2624 and encodes 586 amino acids.